AUGGACAGAACAGCUCUCAAGAUUCCGAAAAACGCUGGUUCAGGACUCCAUCUUGAGGAUGAAUCGGAAUGUGAUGAUAAUCAGUCGGCCAGGCGCAGCACAUUUGGACACUUUGAAGAAACGAUGGAUCAGUUCCAGCAAUUCAAAGUGGAAGCGGCCACAGAGUCUUUGCAAGCUGCUUAUAGGCACUUCCUGAAUCUAAGCCCAGAUAGCUUCAGAAACCCGACUGACUACGAGAAGGAGCAGGUGGAUCGAGGUAGAGAGAUGGGUUUGAGUUAUUGUUCCGCUCCUCCUUUCUUUGGUGCUGUUUUGUUAAACCCCAAGCUGAUCGCAGAUAAGGAUGUCCAUUUUUAUGCUAGCUUUACCACUGUUUUUGGUGCUGUUGCACUCAAGCUGCAUAAAUAUAAAAUAGCUAUAGACUUAUUUCAGCGAUGUGAUUCUCUUUACACAUUUGAUGCCACGCCAUGUCCUGAAAACAACGAGCAAGUUAUCAAUAUUUUAAGAGCAGUAGCCAAGGCUAACGUAGGCUGUGUUUAUCUGAUUAUGAGAGCUACGAACAAGGCUAAGGAUUAUUUAGAACGAGCGCUGGAGAUUUUUGAAACAUUUAAAAACAAAACUGACUCUCCAGAAAUAAACAUUGUUGCUGUACAAAUCAACUUAAGCUUAGCUUACCAGUGUCAGAAAAACUACCCUACUGCAGUGAAGUUACAAGAGCGUCUUCUUCUGAAAGCCAAAGACCCCAUUAUUCCCCCACGUUUGGUAGCUGCCAUAUAUUACAAUCGAGCAGAGUUGUUCACAGAGCUCAAAGAACCUAUCAAAGCACUCAUAGAGCUGAGGAAAUUGGAUGCACUAUCUGAGGGGAUGAACAAUGAAGAAGGAAUAUUCUCAGAAUUCAUAUCUUCUAAAAUUUGUUUGGCGUAUCAAACGAUUGGAGAUGUGGCUCGUGCAGAGAAAAUAGCGGAGCGCUUGGCUUUCCCUUCUCUUUCCCCUCAAUCGCUAUCACCACCACUAUCGCCUUCCUCACAAUCGUUUUCGGCAGCAUCAGGGUCAGGGUUAGGGCCAUCAUCAUCAUCAUCAUCAUUAUCAUCAUCAUCUUCUUCAGCAGUUUCAUCAUCGUCAUCGUCAUCGUCAUCGUCAUCGUCAUCGUCAUCGUCAUCUUCGUCAUCGACAUCGUCAUCUUCAUCGUCUGCUUCGUCACUGAUGUCUUCAUUUCCGUUUUUAUUUCCCGAUUUUGGAGGUGUCCUCGAAUGUAGUGGAAAAUUCCACUGGGACUUCUUGUUCGCAACAAUAUUGAAUUUAGUUGAUUAUCACUUGAACGAAAAAAACGUAGACUUUGCAUCUUUCCUUGACGUUUUUGUACCAAGUUGCCAAGAGACGCUUGGGAAAAAUCACCCAACACAGGCAUCGUUUCUCUAUAGGCAAGGUGUUAGAUUCUUUCUAAUGAAAAAAAACUUGUCAUCAAAACAUUUCUUUGAAGAAGCAUUGAGUAUUUUAACAAGUUUUGACUACGCUUCAGAUCACCCGGAUUUAGUGCAAUGUAACAUCGCUCUUGCCAAGCUUUUAUUGUGCGAGGACUUCCAAGAGGUUCCUCAGUUGAAGUCGCGCCCUGACCGAAGCUGGCGAGAAUUUCCUUGCAACGCGGCAGAUGGAGUUGUGAGCCCUAAUAUUCAAUCAUUUGGAGAAGACAACAACAAGUGGGACAGCAACGAAGAAUUUAACGAACCAGGUAAAAUUUCUAGUCAAGAAAACCGUGAAGGCGAGCAUCACUACCGCCUUAAAAAUCCAUCCCAAAGGGAUAAAAACGGGAGAAUCAGCAUCUCACAGGAGAUACUGGAAACACCAAAUGAGGUCAGAGAUGGACGGAACGAUGUCCUCAAAGCUUCUUUUCAGGGAGAAGAUGUGGUUGCAGACAGCGGUGAAAACUGCGAUGUAUUUCCUACAAAUGGGGCUUGCGGCUUUGACAAGGAUUGGAAUACCCAAGCUGUUGCCCUUCCAAAAACACUAGGAGAUUCCCAUGAGAGUAAUUCGAAAGAAAAAAGAUCUCUUGGUUUGAAAGGUGGACGCCGAAGCGAUCUUCCGUCAGGCCACAGUUCACAAAGAGAUUCAACUGAGGAUGACUUUGGAGCAAAUCAAAUCGGAUUAGAUCCCAUUUUUCUCGCACGUCAUUCUUGUGGGUGCAAUACAUCUGAUGAGCGCUGGGAUUCUUGUGGCCCAUGUGAAGAUUUAGAAUUGCCUGCAGGUACACACUCCGAGUACAACAGAUCUGGAUGUAUGCCUGAAGUGUACCACGCUACUCCCCUAAGUUCAUCGAUACUUCCCGAAUGUCGUGAUUCUACAAAAUUUUAUGCAGGAGAUUAUUCUGCCUACGCCAGUACCAUGGGAUCUCCUCCACAAAUAUACUCAAGUCGUGAUGGUUAUCAGCCGCAAAAGUCAUCCCUAAACGUAGUUCUGAUGCCCAAAACUAUUCCAGCGAAGACCAUAGGACUGCCUCAAUCUUCAAGUUUCGUCGAAGAUGGAUCUAAAGCAAAUCUCACGUUGACAGUCAGAGAGUUUCCCACUAGUAAUGCACGGGCAAGAACUCCGCCAAAUAUCUUCACAAAUGGACAUGUACUCGCCGAAAGGCCGAUGUUGUCAUCGCAGUUUGAAAGAGGAGAUGACGCUACGGGAUUUCUUCUGGACGGGGAAAGUGAAGAAGCUGGUCAGGGUCUGUUGAACAGUAAUUCAAACACAUUUGCUGACGAGUCGUUGGCCGUCCUCGAGCAACGUGUGGCUGAAGCUUGCUGUCUUGUCGAGAAAACGUUGAAAGAAAGACAAGAAAGAGAGAAAUCGAUGAAAGAAACGGAGCGAAAAAGAAAAGAAAAGCGGGCAAGGAAAGAACAACUUGCACGUGAAAAAAAAGAAAGGGAAGCGAGGGAAGCGAGAGAAACAGAACUCAUGAAUGAAAGAGUAGAGGGGAACUCCACGAGCAGUGGACAAGAAACACCUUCGCAAGACUCGGCUCCUGCUGAGGUUCGACAAUGGCUCUGUGAACAUUAUCAGCGGCUCUGCCGUGUCAAGUUCUCGUGCUGCGGAAAGUUCUUUCCUUGUCAUCGUUGUCAUAACAACUCUGGGUGCCCAAAUGAUAAUUCCAAAGCAAGAGAGGCGUGCUCUGUUGAGUGCUCUGUUUGUAGCCAUCAACAAGAGGUAAAUAGGAAUGACAUUGACUUGAAAUUUUAUAUAAGAUGAAAGAGGGUUCUUACUCUUAGGUUAUAACCGAUUUAACUUCGAAUGUUUGAUUUUUAAGAUCAACCAGGACGCCCACACCUGUGUCAGAUGCAAAACAAGGCUCUCAGCAUAUUUCUGCUCGGUUUGUAAACACUUCACAGGGGAGGAUAAAGCUCCUUAUCACUGCGAAAAAUGUGGUAUCUGCCGGUAGGUGAAACAAUAUUCAUGACGAAUGUUUUUUUCGUUUGUUUGGAUAUUAUGCUUGUUGUCCAAAAGAAUAAGGGUCAGGGAGUUAUUGGCCUGCUUCAGUACCAAGUCAAGGAGUUAUGACUAGUGUUACAGUAUGAAUGAAGAAUCCGGACGCUGCCUUCAGAGCGAGAACAAAAUAUUACAGAGAAUUGCUUCAUCGAUGAGUGGUUAAAACACCUCAUUGAAUCCCACAAAACAUUAGUUUUGGUUUCCUCAUAAGUAUCAAGCUUCCUCUUCAAUAAUUAUUGCAGCUUAUCAAGUAGAAAUACAGCGCUUUUAAGUAUGAAUUAGAAAUUUGUUUCCCCAACGAAUCAUAUUGUGCUCAAGUAAAUACGUGCGAAGUGAUGCUCCUAUUUCCCGUUCAGUAUCUACAAGGACUGCUCCUUCCACUGUGAUGUGUGUAACGUCUGUCUGGACAAACGGCUGGAAGGAAAACAUUCUUGCCGAGCAAAUUCAGGACACGAUGAGUGCUGCAUCUGUUUAGAGGUAGUUACGUAAUUACUCAUUAAGGCUGAAUAAGAGUAAGGAAUGGGAGAAAUAUCUUCGAAAACUCAGUUUGGUUUUAUUCACCCGUUACGCAUAGUAACGUCAGGUGCUUGCAUUUCUUGGGUGGAAAUCUGAAGAAAGAGAAGCAGGGCAAUUAGAUCACAAUCCAAACAUUUUUUUUUAUCUCGUUGAUCGGUUCCUUAUUUCAGGACGCUUUCAGCGGUUGUCAGAUCCUGCCAUGCUCACACAAGGUUCACCGAGAGUGCGCUAUUGCUAUGAUACAGAACGGCGUGUAA
This is a messenger RNA of Pocillopora meandrina, 4235 nucleotides long. Lineage: Eukaryota; Metazoa; Cnidaria; Anthozoa; Scleractinia; Pocilloporidae. The record is from the annotation of a GenBank genome assembly.